AUGAGCUUCGCCAUUGAAUCGCAGGGCGGGACCAACCCGCUCAGCCUCCAAGGUGUAUUGAACACCCUGGUGCUUGCAGCAAGCUCGAACCAGCAGCAGGUUCAAGCGGGUACUGAACAGCUCCAAAACUGGGAGAAGCAGGGCAUGUACCACUCUUUUCUACAGGAUGUCUUCCUUGACCACUCCGUACCGAUCGAAGUCCGUUAUCUUGCAAUCAUCCAGCUGAAAAAUGGCAUUGAUAAAUAUUGGCGCAAGACAGCAGCAAAUGCAAUCAAGCAGGAAGAAAAGCACCACAUCAAGACGAGGGCUUUGGAAGCAGGAAUUGUUGAGCCUGCUCCACUAUUGGCCCUACACAACUCGUUAAUGAUUGCCAAGAUCAUGCGCUUCGAGUUUCCCCAGGACUGGCCCGAUGCUAUCUCGUCUAUCAUAUCUUCCCUGCGAUCCUCAACCCAGCCGGGGGCCAAUUCUCUUCAACUUCCCCGGACCCUUCUCAUUCUACUACAAAUUAUCAAGGAACUAUCAACAGCACGGAUUCAACGAACUAGACACAACCUUCAAUCUGUGUCACCCGAGAUAUUCCAGUUGUUGGGGGGUAUCUACGUGGAGAAAGUCAACCAGUGGGGCUCGAUAUUGGAGCAGGGCGGUGCCGGCGGGGAGGAAUUGCUUCACACGCUGGAACUGAGCUUGGUGUCGCUAAAGGUCCUCCGGCGCUUGAUCAUUGCUGGCUUUGAACAUCCGAGUCGGAACCAAGAAGUGCAGAGCUUCUGGGUGCUUACCCACUCGCACUUCAGCCAGUUUUUGUCCUUUGUGAAUGGGCCCACCAAUCUGCCUGAGCCAGUUCACAAAGCUAUCGAGAAGCAUUUGCUGCAAAUGUCCAAAUUGCAUGUUGAAAUGGCCAAAACCCACCCCGCAUCCUUUGCGCUGCUGCCCGAUAGUAUCCCGCUCGUCCACUCGUAUUGGUCAUUAGUCGUCAAGCUUGGAGAAACGUAUGACAGCCUUGGCGCCGGCGGCGAGGACGAGGACAAGCCAUUGAUAGAGAAGACCGGCCUUCGGGCUCUUCUCUUGAUCCGGGCAUGCGCGAAGAUGGCCUUCAAUCCCGCACAAACAUUCAAGUACCAGACACCGGAAGACAAGGAGGAACGGAAAAGAUCCGUCGAGCUGAUCAAAUCGCAACUAUUCACGCAUGAAUUUGUUGUUAAUGUGAUGGAGCUACUUGUCACGCAAUUCUUCCGCUUCCGCAAGAUCGAUUUCCAAGAAUGGGAAGAGGAACCAGAAGACUGGGAGAAGCGAGAGGAAGAGAACGCCGAUGCAUGGGAAUUCUCAAUCCGUUCUUGCUCAGAGCGACUUUUCCUUGACCUGGUCAUCCACUUCAAGGACCUUCUUAUUCCUCGCCUGUUGACCGUCUUCUACUCUUUCGCAAACACCGACAACCACGAGGUUGCAUUGAAAGACUCGUUGUACUCCGCCAUCGGCCUAGCUGCGGCUAGCCUAGAACAACACUUGGACUUCAAUUCUUUCCUGGAGCAGACAAUGGUGGCUGAAGUUCAAUCCCAAGAGCAGGAGUAUAGACUUUUGAGGAGGCGAAUUGCGCUUGUUCUGGGCCAAUGGGUGCCGGUCAAGCCCGGUGAACUGAACAUGAACGCAGUCUACCAAAUCUUCCAACAUUUGCUUAACAGCGGUGAUCCUUUGAACGAUCUUGUUGUGCGUAUAACAGCUGGACGCCAGCUUCGGAAUGUGCUCGACCCAUAUCUGUUUGCACCUGAAGUCUUUUUGCCAUUUGCACCUAGUAUUCUAGGAAGCCUCAUGUCUCUUGUUCAAGAGACCGAAAGCUCUGAAACCAAAAUGGGACUUUUGGAGACCGUUCGCACUGUAGUGGUCAAGCUCGAAGAUCAUAUUGCGCCCUUUUCUGAUCAAAUCGUCUCUCUGCUUCCCCCGCUAUGGGAAAGCGCAGGAGAAGAAAGUCUCAUGAAGCAGGCAAUUCUCACCUUGCUAUCAUCUCUCAUUGGCUCACUCAAGAAGGAGUCGGUGAGAUAUCACUCUCUCAUCCUUCCGCUGAUUCAAAGCUCGGUGGAACCUGGCUCGGAGGCUAUUGUGUACCUUCUGGAUGAGGCUUUGGAUCUCUGGCAUGCAAUCAUGCAAGCUACACCUGCUCCUGCAUCACCCGAAAUUAUAUCACUUCUGCCCUCCCUCUUCCCCAUUCUGGAGGCUGCAUCAGACACCACACCUCAAGCCCUUCAUAUCCUCGAAUCAUACGCCUACCUUGCGCCUCAGGAUAUUCUGAGUGACCGCUUCAGGUUCCAACUCUUGCAGAUUCUCGAGACACUCCUCAAAUCUACUACCAAACAGCGACUUGGAGUGAUUCCGCGAGUCGUCGAACUCAUCAUCAGAGGUGCCGAGAGUGUCGAUGGAGGCAGUGAAGCAACUUACCGCAUCGUAUCGCAGUCUCUUGUAGAAUCAUCUUUCCUUGCAUCCCUGCUCGAGGGACUAUAUUCAGCCCAUGAGGCUAGCCAGACCUCUGGGCCUAACCGAAAAACCUCUCAUGUGGUCGGUGUUGUCGAGACCGAUUACUACUCCGUGUUAGCACGUCUGGCAUUGGCAAACCCUGCCAUCUUCGCUUCAUCGGUCGCCGCAGCAACCCAUUCGUCCCAAGAACACACACUCACGUGGAUUGUGACCGAAUGGUUCUCCCACUACGACAACAUUGGCAGUGUCAGCCAAAAGAAACUCCAUGCCCUCGCCCUUACACAGCUUCUUGCCCUGCAAGAUACUCCCCUAGACCCCUCCCUACCCCCACCUCCCCCCGCAUAUAUGAUUUCCCAUUUGCAAUCCUACUUUAGCAUGUGGACCGACCUCAUCACCGAGCUAGCAGACGGUGGAACCGACGCCAAUGCCGACUACCUGGUCUGUUGGAACGCGCCAGCCGGGUCCGAAUAUGCUCAGCCAGAAACCAACCAGGAAGCCGACUCGCCCGAGGCUAUCCGACGCAGCGAAUGGCAGUCUGGAGAUGUGAUUCAUCGCUUCAUGAUUCGAGACUUUGUCCGCCACCGCCUCCAGGAAGUCAUCUCUGGCUGCGGUGGAGCCCAGCGGUUCCAAGACGAAUGGCUAGUCAACAUUGACUCGGAUGUGGUUUCUGCGUUUGGAGCUCUGGGUUUGCUCUGA
Penicillium salamii is the source of this 3159-nucleotide messenger RNA. The record is from the annotation of a GenBank genome assembly. Lineage: Eukaryota; Fungi; Ascomycota; Eurotiomycetes; Eurotiales; Aspergillaceae.